ACAAACUCCGGGUCAGACUCUUGAUAGUGAGGACCGUUCAAUGGAGUCAUGCUGCUGAAAGGAAUCAUAUAGAGUGCCAUAAGCGCAUGCGCUUGGACAUCUGCAUGUAAUAGCUUGGUGCGCUGACGACGCAAUUGAGACUUUUUCGCAACUGACCAUCUGAAGCUUCGACCGCGCGUCGUCGUCGUUCAGGGUGCAAGCUUUCGAUUGCGGGAGCUGUUGUGCACUAGCUGAAGCAUGCGAAUCUGCUUCUUCAUACGACUAAUCAGCAACCAUGUCGGAUGCUGAAUUGAAGCUGCUAAAUGGGGUUGAACUCAGGUUCGCGCUGGCAAACACAGAUGCAAAGCUUCAAAAACUUCUCUCUAUCUACCUCUGUCCCGUUUUACUGAAGCUCGACAGUAACCAUGUGGACGUGCGCUCCAAAGUCCAUCAAAUCAUCGCAAUGCUUGAUGGUCGCCUACGCGAGUCUCAGAAUAUUUCACUGCCGUUUGAUGCUCUUCUUGCGCAAUACAAGAACAACGCCUUGAGCAGUUCAUUGAAGGGCGUCACGUUGGCCCUGCUCAAGACGGCUCAGGAGCGCUCACAAGUCACGAGUAGCACCUUGAGUCAGCUGUUCGACGGAAUACACUCUGCAGAGCAAGAUCAGCAGCAAGUCCUCUUUCAGCUGGUAUUUAGAAUCCUGAAAGAUAUUCGUGUCCCAUCUUCGCCAAACGAAGUCAAGGCCUUCGUCGGUGAACAUGCCAUCACUGAUGUGAAUGAUCAAAUAUGCGCAUCGAAAGUAUUCUGCAAGCUGAUGUUGCUGCAUCUAGGUGCUUUUGCCAUACGCCGAGCAGCUCAAUUUGACGCAGCCAGACCGCCUUCCCUUCCAAGCGCACCAGCUGAAACUGCAAUUCGAGUCAGGGCAGCCUUGAUAGCCUUAGGUUCCGCUGAUGGCACUGCGUCUCCUUUGCAAGGUAUCAGCCAAAGCGACGCCGAUUUCCUCGCACCGCAGGGUGCCAAAACAUUCACCGUCGCGACACUGAAUCAAACAAAACUUGGCGUUCUUCAGUUCUUAUCGGUCGAUGUUAUGCCUGCCCGACUGCGCUUUCCUGUUGCUUUGCUUGGCUCCUUCGACCUCGAUCCCAAAGUACAACAGCUUGCAACAGACAUCAUCAGAAGAAAGUGCGACGUGGAUUGGGAGGAUGCAGCGCUGGUGGAAUUCGUCUACGACAUGCUUUCAUGGGGCCAGUCUCGAUCUGGACAAGAUGAGACAAUGACGGGUACUGAUCUAUGCCAAAUAAAAAGACCUCUCAGCACGCCCAUCCGCAUCAAGUUGCUUCAAUUGUUGUCCAAGAGUAAAGUGGCAGUAGCAUCAUCGGAUCAGGCGCUUGCUGUCAUGCUUGACGGGUUUCAGGCGAAGCAAGCGAAGCUGACACAAGCCACAGUAGGCUUUGUGCAUUGGUUCGCUCGAACGGCAGAGCUUGAUGGCUUGCAACAGCUCACACGGCCGAUUCUGAUACAUCUAACAAACCACUUGAAUACAACAGAGGAAUCUGAGAGCUCUCGGGGGUUUGCGUACAUUGCUGUCGGGUUGCUAGCAAGCAGGGAUGUACAAUUCACACAGCAAAAUCCUGACCUUAUUGGCCACCUCUUUGCAAGUUUAGGUCGAGCGAAGCCCGAUGUCAGGCUAGCGAUCGAAGAAGCUUUGUCUAGUUGCAUCAACACCUUUCGCUUUGCCUCUUCAGAUGCCCUGUACGAGCUGAGGAAGAUUUUGCUCAAUGUGGUCGUCAAUGCACCGCCUCACACACAUGCUACCGCUGUGCGAUUUGCACUCAACUCCUUCUCCUUCAGUGACGUUGGCGCACGCUUUAUAUGCUUACUUGCGGCACGUAACGGUUCCAAACCAGAAAUCCAGCAGGAAGCAAGAAGAGGCCUUGAUCCACACCAAUUUCGACUCUUCAACCGCAUGAACGAUUUGAGUCUGUUACCAUCAAAAGAGCAACAGGAAGCCGACCAGCACCGAUACGAUUUGCCAAAUUUUGCAGACCUUGUCACGUGGCCUGUUCAAAAUCUCGUACAUGGGGAAAUCCUCGACCUGUCGACCCUAGAAGAGCUGAGCCAAGACGUCGCAGAGUCUUACAUUUCCUUCACUCGACGUAUACUUGUUUUUGAAUUGCUACAGAAAGAACAGGCACUUGCGAUCGAUGAAAAUUGGGCGACCAAGAUUGACAAUGCAAUCGAAAAUGACGUCGAGGCUAGGUCUAUCAUCAGCAGUGCUCUAAAAUGCUGUGGCUCUGACAUGUCUGCAAGUCUGGCAAGAUUUGAAAAGCUUGUCGUGCACUUCUGUCUCCAGGGGAGCAAAGCAGCCGUGUCUACGGCUCUUGAGUUACUUGUGUUGGGCUCAAAUAUAAAGGAGCCUCUCGGGCAGGAGCUUGCUGCCAUUCGAGAUCUUUCUCUGGGUGCAGCAUCUGAGCUGCAAUCACAAUACUGCAAGAUGCGAGCAUUGAUCAGCGUCGAACUUGGCGAUACGGAGAUUCACGCAGAGAUCACUCGAGCACUCGAAAUCUUGCAAAAACCAUCAGAGUCUUUCAGCAAACGGUACGGGACGUUAAUGUUUCUGCCAUUUUUCACUCUCCGCUUGAAGCUGGCAGGGAAAAGUCUUGUCAGUACUGAGGUGGUUUCACUGAUCCAAGAAUCGAUGAUCAGUGGCUUGGACGAGCGCGAUAGUCGACUGUGCGAAGCAUCGCUUGAUGGGCUUGCUCAAUUAGCAUUACUUGGUCUUCCGGCCAAGGUUGACUUAACUAUCUUGCAGAAGCUUAUCGGCAAAUCGACUGAUCCCCGUAUCAAAGAAGCCGCUGUCGUAGCGCUUGGCUUCAUCUCCCUUGGUUUCAAGGAGUCUGACAAAGAACUAAAGGACCUUAUCAAGUUUCUCCUCGCUCAGCAAGACUCAAAUGCAAUCGACUUGUACAUUGCAACGGGAGAAGCGCUUGCUAUUGCAUUUGGCGGAUUUGACACGUCGAUUGUACGCAUCAAGCUAGCCCUCUAUCCAGAGGCCACGGUUCCGAGUAUCGGACGAGACGCCCUUUUUGCUGAAGCGCUGGACGAGAUUCUUUCUGUUCAUAUUCGCUCACCCAAGAAGCUUUGUCGCAAGGCAGCCUGUCUUUGGCUUUUGACACUCGUUCAAGUGCUCAAGCACAGCUCUGUGUUUGAAGCUCGACUUAAGCCAAUUCACAAGGCCUUCAUGUCUCUUAUGGCUGAUCAAGAUGAGUUUGUUACGGAGUCCGCCAGCCAAGGCAUCCAGCUCGUCUACAAGCAGAGCGAUCAGAGCACAAAGGAUGAGCUUGUCUCUAGCCUCAUGGGCACCUUUGCAAGUGAUAGUGCUGCAAAGGCCGCGGCCGGAAAUAUUGGCAUGUCCUCAGAAAGCGAGCUGUUUGCUCCUGGAACACUCUCGGUUGGUGACAAUAACAAUGUCUCUACAUACAAAGACAUCUGCGAUCUUGCCGUCGAUAUGGGCAACAACGAGCUUGUCUACCAAUUCAUGUCAUUGGCAUCGUCUGCAUCCAUCUGGUCGACAAGACGAGGCUCGGCAUUGGGUCUCAGCUCAAUCUUAGCUAGCUCUGGUGGCAGCAGCAUUCUUGCCAACAACCCGGCGCUGCUCAAGCGACUCGUUCCUCGUCUAUAUCGCUACAAGCACGAUCCAUCAAAGACGGUGGCCAAGACCAUGAAUGACAUCUUUGCUCAAAUUUGCCCCGAUGAGAAGGUAGCGCUGAAGGAGCAGUUUGAUGAAAUCAUGCGUGAAUUGUUGAAGGGUUUGACAGACAGAGCUUGGCGAACAAGAGAGGCAAGCUGCAAUGCUUUGGUCGGGCUGCUCCUUGGACGCAAUAUGAAUGACCUCGAGCAGUACACUGAACAACUCUGGCAGACGUCGUUUAGGGUUCUUGACGAUGUAAAAGAGAGUGUCCGAGUGGCAGCUCUGGGUCUUUGCAAAAGCCUUACCAAGCUUGUCCUGAAAGGAGUAUCUGGCGAUGGUUCAUCUGGCAAGACUAUGCUGGACGCUGCUCUGCCUAUCUUCUUGCGAAAUUUGAAGAGUCCUUCAUUGGAAGUGAGUUCGUUUUCUCUCGAGACGCUUUUGAAACUCGUCAAGGCAUCUGGUCGCGCUAUUCAGCCCUACUUGGCCACGCUUGUCGAGGAGUUCAUGCUUCUCACCACCAAUAUGGAGCCUGAAAUGCUCAAUUACUUGUCUUUCCACGCAGCCAAGUACAAUGUCACGCAAAGCCAACUUGAUGAAGCCAGACUGGCUUCUAUGCGCUCAAACCCAAUAAUGUCAGCAUUGGAGGACUGUGUCGAUCAGCUUUCCGAGGAGUCUGCUCCCGAGACGAUAUCUCGUCUAUGCAGUAUCAUUCGACAAACAAAUGGAUUGCCUACCAAAGCAGCUUGUGCUCGCUUCAUCAUCUCGUCAUGCUCGAGGAAACCGCACUUGAUGAAGCGCGAGGCAGAUGCUCUUAUUCAAGCGCUUUCCGGAAGUCUCAAUGAUGCCAGCGAGACUACACGAACUGCAUACGCAGCUAGUGUCGGCUAUCUUGCCCGUUUGUGUGAUCCGAAUAAGCUACUCAAGCUCGUUGCGUUCUUGAGCAAAUCCUUCUUCAAGGCCUCCGAGCAAGAUCUGACUGAUGCGUUGCCACUUGUUCUCUCGGCCGUAUCGCAGAAUGCUCUGGAUCGAUUCCAGUCGCUUGCCACAAGCCUGGUGCCGAUCGUCUUCCUCGGCCUCCAUGAGCAAGAUGAACGCAUCAAGGGUCUAUUCAAGUCAAGUUGGGAGCGCUGCACGACUUCGAAAGCUGCUGCCGUGCGCCUCUAUCUUCCAGAAAUAUUGGUGCUCUGUGAGACACACUUGGUCUCGCCAGUCUGGCGUGUCAAGCAACUUGCUGCAAGGGCUUUGGCUGAUGCGGCGAAUGAUGCCAAUCUUGCCGAUGUCGACUUUGAGCGCAUCUUUACGCUUGUCGUGCAGGCGCUCACUGGUCGCUCAUGGAACGGAAAAGAACAAGUCUUACAGGCUCUUGUUGCUCUGACGAAAGGUCGUGCAGAGACACUGUCUAACGAGAAGCUUGAACUGACGAACGCUGCACUCCUCAAGGAGUUUCGUCGCACGAGCGCAGAUUACAAGCGACACGCUCUGUCAGCGAUGGCAAUCUACUUGAAGGCCAUGCCUCGUGCCAACAUCUUUGAUGAGGUUGCAGCAACGGUUGUGCCAUUCUUGAUGCAGACAUCCGGUAAAGAUGCUGAUGGCGAUGAUGAGAUGGUUGAUCUGGAUGAUGUCAAUGAGAAGGAUAAAGGACCAUUGCGACUAGUUGUGGUUCAAUCUUGCAUCGCGUGUCUACUUGGUGCUGUCCGACCUGGUACUGCUUCGCAAGUGGAGCAGCUUGAAGUAUGUGCCAAUGUGCUGGAACAUGUCUUCAAACAAAAUUACCCCUGGAAUGUCACUCUCCAGAUCCCAGAGUCCAUCACCGACCUCUACAAGAAGAUACAAGGUCAGUCAACAAUCCAGCUGGAGGAGGUCGGCUUUCGUCUCUGGAACAUUGUCGCCGAGGUGGCUGUGGACCAAUCAUACAUGACGUUGAGGGAGAAUGCAGUCAAGUGUGCUGGUGUCAUGUUGUCCACUGCAAGCAAUGAGCGAAAUGAUGGACUGAGGUCGCAUAUACUUGCGCAGGCGGCGAAGCUCAAAGCACAAGAGACCAAUCCAGCAAUUCAAACUGCCUGGGCUACAUUGCAAAGCGAAUGAAUAGCACGUACGCGUAUUUAAUGAAGCCUAAUG
Protomyces lactucae-debilis is the source of this 5788-nucleotide messenger RNA. RefSeq names its product proteasome stabiliser-domain-containing protein. The record is from RefSeq and is a predicted model, not a curated record. Gene Ontology annotation, cellular component: cytoplasm; nucleus. Gene Ontology annotation, biological process: proteasome assembly. The transcript is spliced from 3 exons. Gene Ontology annotation, molecular function: molecular adaptor activity. NCBI's taxonomy places the organism in Eukaryota, Fungi, Ascomycota, Taphrinomycetes, Taphrinales, Protomycetaceae. The coding region runs from base 275 to 5755 and encodes 1826 amino acids.